ACGUGUCAAAUAGCAUUAUCACAUAUGGUCUUGUUUGUGCCUAAUUGGAUUAUCUAGAUUUUUAACUCAAAAGCAUAAUAUGAUAUAUAUGAAACGCAUAUACUACACUAAAAAAUCAUGAAUCACAUGACAUGACCAUGAUGUUUCUUUAGUCAAGUAUAGUUCGAUACAUGCUAAGGUUGCCUUGAUUUUAGUGAAGAUUCUCUGCUUUAUAGUUUCCCCUCACAUAGUAUUGUGAUCUCUCAUUGGAGACUGAAAUUGUGGUAAAUAGUGUCAGUGAUCAAGAUGGAGGUGAAAUCUCUCUCUUCCAAUUCUUUGUCCACAUUUGAAGUUGGAAAAUUUUCUUCCACUUUGUUCACAAGUUUUAGGCACAAAUUUGGAGUUAGAUACUCUCCUAAGUUCAAGUGCCGCAGAGGGUUGUUUCUUAAGACUUGUAGUGCCUCAGAUGACACUUAUUUGGCAGAUAAAGCUGUGAUUUUUUCAGAUGAUUUUGCAUCAGAAACAAGUUCUCAUUGUAUUAAUGGAUCAACUUCAAGCUUGUAUUACAGAAAUCUUAUACUUGAUGCCUUUGAUGAUGAGUAUGGAGGGAUUCUCAUUGAUCCAAAUAGGUUACCACAUAAUCCAUAUGCCUUUGCAUCUAUGCUUUGUUUAUCUCUUUCUCACUGGAAAAGAAUGGGAAAGAAGGGAAUUUGGCUUAAGCUGCCUAUAGAGCAAUCUGAUCUUGUUCCAGUUGCUGUCAAGGAAGGUUUUCAAUACCACCAUGCAGAGCCAGGAUAUGUGAUGUUAACUUACUGGAUUCCGGAAGGACCUUGCAUGCUUCCAGCAAAUGCAUCACAUCAAGUCGGAAUUGGAGGAUUUGUCAUCAAUCAAAAUAAUGAAGUGCUUGUGGUACAAGAGAAACACUGUUCUCCUGCAACUCUUGGCCUUUGGAAAAUACCAACUGGAUUCAUUCAUGAGGCAGAGGAGAUUUAUACAGGAGCUGUAAGAGAAGUGAAGGAAGAAACUGGGAUAGACACAGAGUUUAUCGAAGUCAUAGCAUUCAGGCAUGUACACAAUGUGGCUUUUGAGAAAUCAGAUUUGUUCUUCAUCUGCAUGCUAAAACCACUAUCAUCUACGAUCACUGUGGAUGAUCUUGAAAUUGAUGCAGCAAAAUGGAUGCCACUGGUUGAGUUUGUAGAGCAACCAUUAAUACAAGAAGAUUCCAUGUUCAAGAAGAUUGUAGAUAUCUUUAUCGCUCGUCUUGGGAAACGUUAUUGUGGACUAUCAACUCAUCAAGUAGUUUCCAAGUUUGAUGGAAAAAUUACUUCCCUAUACUACAAUGUCUUUGACAAUGAUGAUUCCAACUGUGUUGGAAAAUAAUUUAGGCUCUAAAAACUGAGCUAACCACUACAUUACUAUAGAUGUCCGGUAGAAUAUGUAACAUAUAAUUGAGGUUUUAUUUGCUAAUGUGUACUGAUAAUUAAUGUAUAUAAAUGUUAAUAUCAAUAAAGAGUUGUUGUGGAAUGGAACAUGAGGGAACAUUACACUUGUUCCUCAUUUCCGUUUGGAAAGUAGAAGCAUCAAGCAUGUAUAGAAUA
Medicago truncatula (barrel medic) is the source of this 1577-nucleotide messenger RNA. Its product is annotated as nudix hydrolase 8. The transcript has 8 exons. Bases 286 to 1359 code for a protein of 357 amino acids. The record is from RefSeq and is a predicted model, not a curated record. Gene Ontology annotation, molecular function: NADH pyrophosphatase activity; NAD binding; ADP-ribose diphosphatase activity. Lineage: Eukaryota; Viridiplantae; Streptophyta; Magnoliopsida; Fabales; Fabaceae.